AUGGCCUUGGAGUCGGAGGAGCGGCCCUCCGACGUUUCGGCGAUCCUCCGGAGCGCCGUCCUGGAGGCACAGGAAGCUGUGGCUGAGGAGGUGCGCAAACUCUUUCUGGCCCUGCGGGAGGAGCUUCCGGCAAAUUUCGACAAGGCUUUGAUCCCUGUGUUGGAGCUCCUGCAGGAGAUCCGUCGUGACAGCAGGAUGGGCGCCCAGCGGUCGUCAGCCUCGCUAGGAGGGAGAGAUAACAGAAGUCCGCAGGAGAUGAAGGAGCACAGGAGCUUAGAGGUCUCGGACGUGCCGCGGAUGCUUCGCAGAGUCAGUGCGCCUCUCAAUGCCGCCCGCGCAGCGGUCAGUGCCAACCGAGCUGCGAUGCAUUUGAAGCGCAGCUUCAUCAGCCCGGAGACCAGCGAGGAGAUGGACGAGACGCCGCAGGGCCCAGCUCCCGCACGGCGAGUCAGACCCGCGCUUUCCAGGGAGGGCAUAAGGCCUCUGCAAACACAGCUCCAGGAGGCGACAACCACCAGAAUCCCGACCUUUCUCAGGGUCGAUGACGCGGAUGGAGAGGCAGCGCCGGCCGCAUCAGUGAGAGAAGACCCGGCCGACUUGGCCGCGGCGCUUUUUUCCGACCAGAGGCGGCUCUCUGAGCCUCCCGGUCUGCUGGAGGAGGUGACGAGCCCGGCCUUGCCCAGCCCGGCAUUGCCACAAGGCCUUCCCUCACCACAGGCCGAUUUUCGGGGUGCGACGUCGUCGCAGACAUCGUCGAUGAACGACUCAGAGGACGCUCCAUCUGAGAAGAGCGUGCGCUCCACCGUGCGCACGGAUCGCAGGAUGAGUGCCGUGCGACUCAUGAACAGUUUGGAGAUCCUGCCGAAUUACCUGAACGAGCAAGGCGACAGAGAGCCUCUGCCGCUCUACCGGCGAGUUGCCGAUGCUAUGGCGAAGCCCUUUCGCUGCUGGCGCGCUCCUGCCAGGAGUCCUCCGACUCGGAAGGCGGUGGCCAAGGUCAGGCCGAGCCUCAGGACCGGAGGCAGCACGAACCUCGAGGCCAUGGAGGCCAAGAUGGCCAUGAAGGCUCAGGGGCGACUGGCGCGCAGGACCGCCGUCGUCUUGCAGGCCUCCGAGAUGGAGAAGUUGAACAGCAAGGCUUGGUGGCGGCUCCGGAAGGCGGAUUGGCCUUUCGCGGACCCGAGCGGGCGGCCGCGGCAGUGCUGGGACAUGGUCGCCUCUGCGCUGCUGUGCCUGCAGCUCCUCUACUUGCCCUUCCAAGCAGCUUUUGUGAGCAACGCAGACUUCCAGGAUGCCGCCUUCUUCACCAUAAAUGGUAGUCUGCUGGCGAUGGACAUCUUUUGGACUGCUGACUUGUUGCUCAACUUCACCACGGGUUAUCGAGAUGCAGUACAGGUGCUUCACUGCGACUUCCGGUCGACCGCGGCUCAUUAUUUGAGGAGUUGGUUUCCCAUAGACCUCUUGGCCACCGUGCCGGCACUCUUGUUGCAUUUGCUCGUGCUGGAUCUGAUCAGGAGGGACGAGAGCCACUUGUGGCCACUGCGAUGGCUCGGCUUCUCUCCGUUCUUGCGCACUCCAAGGCUAUGGCGAGCCUUCCACAUGCUGCGCCGACUGGAAGCCAACUUGAAGUCUUCACUGGUCUCAUCCGUGGUGGCCCUCGUGCAGCUCUUCAUGCUGCCCAUCAUUUUCUCGCACAUCUCAGCCUGUGCCCUCUGGUACCUGGGUCGAAGCAACCUGGAGUCAGAUGCCACAACUCCGAGUUGGAUCAAGUUGGGCUUGGACAUCUCCGAUGCCCCAGGAGCUUUGCAGGCGGUGCCUAUGGGAGAGCGCUACAUGACGGCCAUGUAUUUCGCCAUCACGGUAAUGUCCACCGUGGGCUUGGGCGACAUCAACAUGAAUCUGUCCAACGAGAGGGCACUGCUGUGUGUCAUCAUGGCAACCACGAGCCUCGUAGUCGGAGUGGCGGUGAAUGGCGUGGCCACGAUUGUGUCAAAGCUCAGCGAAAGGACCGCGGUGACAAACGAACAGUUGGCGAAGGUUUCGCGCUUCUUGAGGGUGUAUUCUGUGCCUGGUGACUUGCAGUCACGUGUCCACAACUACCUCCUGCAGUUCUUCGAGAAUCAGGAGAGAGAGGAGACCAAGUCUAUGCUCAUGAAGUGGCUGAAAAAGUCGGAGGUCCUGCGUGUCAACGUCAAUAUGGCCUUGACUGGAACUUGUUUAGCCACGCACCACUUACUUCAGCUCGUUCCAGCAGACAUCCUGGUGGAUAUCUGCGACAUCUGUGACAUGGAGUUCCAUCCUCCCGGACAGGAACUCAUCCUGGAGGGCGCCGAGGUCAAAAGCUGCUUUUACAUCCGGCGUGGGUUAGUGCAGACGCGCAGGAACACAGGCAAGAACACAGGCAAGGUGGAUUCAUCGAAGCUCUCAAGGACGAUGACGACGAAGUCAUUGGCAUUCGCAGGCCCCGGAGAAGAGAUGGAGGACAUCGAUGAGAUCCAGAAGGAGGUCGAGGCCGUCGAAGCUGCGAGGCCUGAUGCGCAGCUCCACGGUGGCUCCUUCCUCGGCGAUGUGCGGCUUUUCUUGGGAGCCAGCCGGAGCUGGAAGACCGUCACCUGCUCGUCGUUUUGUGAGCUCAUCUCCAUCGACGUGGAGAAGUUCCGAAGCUUGAUGGUCUCGCACUUGCCAGAGCUCUUCGACGUGCUGGUGAUUUAUUCGGCGAUCGACAACCACUGUCCGAAAGCUUUGCAGCGUUGCCUGGAGGAGCAGCGCCUCUCACCGGAGGUUCCCCUCCUCUUUGGAGAGGGCUUGCUCCACCACUGCGCCAAGAAGAAUGCCGAAUCCUGCGCGGACUUUCUGAUCGAGCAAUUGGGCGCGGACGUCUCCGUGCUGGAUCAGGAGGAGAAGACACCUGCACAGGUGGCUGCGAAGCUGAAACACAAGGAGGUGUUCUGGGCGGUCAUCAAACAUGGAAGCAUCGUCACCGACCAAGACGUCCUGCCCAAAGAGGCGCAGUCCAUCCGAAACAAGACCAAGCGAGGGGUUCAGGUUCUAAGCUCGGCCUCCUUGGAGGCGGACUGCGAUGAGAAGAACUGGGCACCCUCGGAGCUGCGGGAGCGCUUGCAACAAAGCGGCCUGAAUCUGGGCCUCUACGCUCAUGAAGGCCACAAGAGCCUCGAGGACCUCGGCGAGGAGCUCCAGACUUGCCAGAGCGAGCUCGUCACGGGCCCCGGCAAACGCAUCCAUCGUCGUGUGAAGUUGGUGAGGUUGCAGCUGCUGGCCAUCAUCGACAACAGCGUGCGGGCGCUGGUCGAGGUCCAGUCCGAUGCGUGGCUGAGGGCGGCCGACCAAAAGCUCGGCAAACUGCCAUGCCGUCGAAUCCGCAAAGAUGAGUCCGUGGAGGAGGCCAUGAAGGCACUGAUGCUGGACUUAGGCAUGCCGGAGCAUCUGCUGGAGGAGAAGCUCGUCGUCCCCGUGGCAAAUUGCAUCAGGGUCGAGAGCAAGGUCUCGAUGGGCUUCCCAGGAUUGGAGUCGGAGUACAUCGUUCACGAGUCCUCAUGGAAGAUCCGUGCAGCGGCACUGGCCAAAGCCGCACAGAUCGGGCUGCCACAAGGCACUGCCUUCUCUGUGGAGUCUCCGGGAGCUGGCUGCUGGCCUCAGGCCCCGGGGAGAAGGCUUUUCUGGCCGGUCCUUCUGAAUAUCCACUUGGAUGCAAAGCAGGAAAUGGCGCGCACCGAGGACUUGCGGGUGCGCUUCGAGAACUCCCACAGGCGCACCGACAGCAGCACGGCCCUGGCAAGGCUCAACCCCUUGCGGGCUUUUGGGGCUGGCCGGGUCGUCGAAGUCGGCGUGCGCCAGACGUAA
This is a messenger RNA of Symbiodinium sp. CCMP2456, 3861 nucleotides long. Lineage: Eukaryota; Dinophyceae; Suessiales; Symbiodiniaceae. The record is from the annotation of a GenBank genome assembly.